AUGGAUCUUCGCGUCGACGUCGUCGAGACGAGGCUCUGCCUGGACCAUCGCAGGAGGCCACCAGGUAAGUUCUUCUUCAGGUAAGUGAAUUUGCUUUGUUUGUUCCUUUGUCUGUUGAAGUUCCAUGUUGUAUGCUGCUCAUGUUGUCUGUCCUCUAUAUAUUAGUCUAUCUGUUAACAUCUACAUGAAACUCUUGAUGCCUGCUGCGACUGUUUUUCUGUCUGUCAGUCUAUGCCUCUCUGCUAACAGCUAGGUGUUACUGUGCUUGACUUUGAAUGAUGCCUCCUACUUCUGUCUCUGACUGAUGACUGUGUCUGCCUGUCCAUUGUAGCCAUAAGUCCCAUAGCAUUCUGGUGGUGUGUUUGCUCUCUCCUACUUAACUCCACCACAUCACCACCAAGGCCCCAGUCUAACUCGGGUAGUUCUCUCACUAACAAAAGUCGUGGCCCAUUGUGGAGUCCGGCAGCCGUCUGUGACAACCGGGUAGUCCUAUUUAGGGGGUGCGCUGCCUGCCCUCGCGAGGGGGAGGGAGUUAGAAUAGGCGCCCUAGAAAUUGCUUGGAACAACGCUGUCUGUAGGCUGGCCGUGGCCGCAGACAAAAAACACACGGUCGAAACAGCCUAAACCGAAACAACAAAAACAGCAAUCUCUCUCUUCCGCUUCCAGCCUAUUCUUCUUCUCCUCCUCCUACUUUUCGCCGUCGCAGUCACCAGACUGGCAGAGUGAGUCCGCUCAAACUGGCAGCCUGGAAUGUUCGUUCCCUUUUUGACAAUCCGAGGAGCAACCGACUGGAACGGAGGACGGCGCUAGUGGCACGAGAACUGGCGCGCUACAAGGUGGACAUCGCCGCACUCAGCGAGACCCGUUUCUCCGAACAAGGCCAACUGGAGGAGGUGGGUGCCGGCUACACCUUCUUCUGGAGCGGUCGGCCCAGGGCAGAGCGACGGGACGCGGGCGUCGCCUUUGCCAUCCGGAACGAUAUCAUAGGACGACUGCCCUGUUUACCGCAGAGCAUCAACGAUCGCCUGAUGAGCCUCCGACUGCCUCUCCGACGGGGGGGCAACUUCGCCACCAUCAUCAGCGCCUACGCUCCGCCGAUGAGCAGUCCCGACGCCGUCGCAAGCGACAAAUUCUACGAGGACCUGCACGCCCUCUUGGCGACUGUGUCGAAGGCGGACAAGUUGAUUGUCCUUAGUGACUUCAACGACCGCGUCGGCACAGACCAUACUGCCUGGAGAGGAGUGCUGGGUCCCCACGGUCUCCGCGGCUCAAACGACAACGGCCUGCUGCUGCUCCGCAUCUGCGCAGAACACCGCCUCAUCCUGACGAACACGUUCUUCUGUUCGCCGGAGCGAGGGAAGGCCACCUGGAGGCAUCCUCGGUCGCGUCAGUGGCACCUGCUGGACUAUGUCCUCGUCCGGUGGCGAGAUCAGCGUGACGUGCUGGUGACGAAGGCGAUCGCGGGUGCUGACGGGUGGACCGACCAUCGCCUCGUCAUCUCGAAGAUGCGUAUUCGCCUACAGCCUCGCAGGAGACCCCAAGGUAAGCGACCCCCAGGUAAGCUGAAUGUUUCUUUGUUGUGUUUACCCGCUCACCAUCUUCAUUUCAGCAAUGAGCUAGCUCGACGGCUAGACAACCUUCCUAUCGCUGCCGCCGCCGACGACGCCGCCGCUGCCGAGAACGCCUCCGUGGAGAACCGCUAG
Spirometra erinaceieuropaei is the source of this 1703-nucleotide messenger RNA. The record is from the annotation of a GenBank genome assembly. NCBI's taxonomy places the organism in Eukaryota, Metazoa, Platyhelminthes, Cestoda, Diphyllobothriidea, Diphyllobothriidae.